This is a messenger RNA of Hydractinia symbiolongicarpus, 4122 nucleotides long. Its product is annotated as serine/threonine-protein kinase TAO1-like. The transcript has 19 exons. The record is from RefSeq and is a predicted model, not a curated record. Gene Ontology annotation, molecular function: ATP binding; protein kinase activity. Lineage: Eukaryota; Metazoa; Cnidaria; Hydrozoa; Anthoathecata; Hydractiniidae. Gene Ontology annotation, biological process: protein phosphorylation. The coding region runs from base 125 to 2941 and encodes 938 amino acids.
UGCUUUUGUAAUUUAUAUUGUAUCCUAUGUCCUUUAUUUUUAGGAACAGAAUUCAAUGAAUAAUUUUGGAACAUUAUCUUAAAAUAACUAAGUAAAUUGUCACAAAUCAAUGUAGAACAACAGUAUGCCCCACCCGAAAGGGGGUCACAAAAACCCUGAAUAUGCCGGACUAUUUUCCGAUGCAGAUCCAGAAAAAGUAUUUCAUGAUUUACGAGAAAUUGGCCAUGGCAGCUUUGGUGCUGUGUUUUACGCAAGAAAUGUUCAGAAUGAGGCCGUUGCUAUUAAAAAAAUGUCAUUUACAGGCAAAAACUCCACUGAGAAAUGGCAGGAUAUAGUAAAAGAAGUACAAUUUUUUAUUGGACUUAAGCAUGAAAACUGUGUUAGAUAUCAUGCUUGCUAUUUGAAAGAUCAUACAGCAUGGCUUGUUAUGGAGUACUGUCUUGGAUCUGCUUCAGAUAUUUUAGAAGUUCAUAAGAAGUCACUUACUGAAAAUGAAUGUGCUGCUAUUUGUCAUGGAGCCUUAUUUGGGCUGGCACAUUUACAUAAAAAUAACAGAAUACAUAGGGAUAUAAAAGCUGGCAACAUCUUGUUAUCUGAAAAAGGUGUCGUAAAACUAGCUGAUUUUGGUUCUGCUUCAAUGAAAGCUCCAGCCAACUCGUUUGUUGGUACGCCAUACUGGAUGUCACCUGAAGUUAUCCUUGCAAUGGAUGAAGGCCAAUACGAUGGAAAAGUUGAUAUUUGGUCAAUGGGCAUCACUUGUAUUGAACUAGCGGAACGAAAACCACCAUUAUUUAAUAUGAAUGCAAUGAGUGCGUUAUACCACAUAGCUCAAAAUGAUCCUCCUAAGCUAACUGUGGGCAAGUGGUCUUCAGAAUUUAAUGAUUUUGUAGCAAAAUGUCUAGCUAAAUUACCAGGUGAUCGACCGAGUGCUGAUGAACUACUAAAGGAACCAUUCGUAACACGGCAAAGGCCAGCUAAUACACUUUUUGAACUUAUUGAAAGAACUAAAAAAGCAGUUAAAGCACUAGAUAAAGCAAAUUAUAAUCGUAUGAAAAUCAUUAUGGAAGAUUCUGAUGGACAAGAGGAUGAGAUGCCUAGUGCAAAGGCAGUUGGACAUAAUGGCUCUGUGACUGAUGGAAAAACUCCUUUAGAAGAGGAUGUUAGGAAACUCAGUGUAACCAGCCAUGGAAGCAGUGAAAGUGAAUAUGAGAAACCUGACUCGACGUCUGAUCCAAUCAUUAUAAGUAGAAGAGUAAAAGUACCUGAUGUUGAUGAUAGGUUCGCUACUUUGCGUCCUGCUCAGAUGGUUGCUAGGCAAAUGCAUGAGCAUCAAGGCUCAGACGCAUAUCGAGAACAACUACAAGUUUAUAAAAGGCUUCGUCAGCAGCAUCAGAAAUUGAUCAUCCAGCUUGAACAGAAACAACAGCAAGAGAUGUACGAACAUAGAAAAGCCUUAGAAAGAGAAUUCGAAAAUCAAAUGCACACGUUCGAUAAAGAAAUGGAGAAGUUAAAAAUGAAACACAAGCAAGAACUGGAACAGAAGGUUAAGCAAGGCAUGGCGGAUGAGAAAAGGUUGAUCAAAAAAAUCAAAGAUGAUCAAGACGGCGAGCUUCGUCAACUUUCUGUUCAAGUUAAAACUGACUUCAAAAAAGCAAAACUACAACUCAAACAGGACGAAGUGAACAAACGCGCGUCUGUGACAUCAUCACAGUUAAAAGAACAAUUUUUGCAACAUCAACGCGAUCAAGAGACGAGAAAGUACAAUGAACAUGUAGCUGAGAUGGAAGAAAACCUCAGAACUUACCGAAGAAAACAUCUUUGUCAAAGUCGUGCGUUGGAAAAGCAAUUGCUAAUGGAGGAAAUGAAUACAUUGCAAUCUCAGAAGGAUCAGGCUCAUCAAAUGUUAUCACGUCAUCAUCAGUGUACGCAGGAGCUUGAGUACAAGCAAUUGAAUAGUAUGCAUCGACUACGUAAAGAACAACAAUCUAAUCUCCAUGAAACUGAGAGAGACAAUCAAUCAGAGUAUAACAAGAAAGCAGAAAUGGAGCUGCAGAAGAAGCAUUUGCUGGAACUGCGACAAAGACCAAAAACACUCAAGGCACAAGAACUUAAGGUGAAGAAACAAUUUAACGAGACGUGCAAGAUACAAGAACGACAAUAUAAAAUGCUGCGCAAGCAGAUGUUGGCGAAAGCUCCGCGUGAACAACAUCGCGAAAUUAUACAAAAAUUCAAAGAAGAUCGCAUGAGAAAGUUUGCCGAUCUUGGUUCACAAUACGACCAAAGUAUAAACGACUUGCUACAGAAACAAAAGGUUCGUCUUGAUGAGCUUCAGUUGCAAGAACUUGAAGCAUUACGCAUUCAGUUGCAAGAAGAACAAACAGUGUUGGAUACUUAUCAAGCCAAACAAUCUGCUCACUUAAAUUCUCACAUUGACAAAGAGUUGAAAGAUCUACAAGAUCGAGUUGAAUUGAGGAAAAAACUUUUAGAAGAGAGGAUGUUUGAAGAGAGCACGCGGCUUCAAGACAUUCGAUUGGAAAGACUCAAAGAAAUGCAAAAUCGACAUCAAUUCGAACUCGAGGAUUUUGAUUCCUCAUCACGGAGACAUAUCGAUAAUCUUCGCGCGGGUCGUUCUGCAAGUAGCUUCAGCGGCAGCACGAGUCCACGUUUUAGCCGAGCAUUCAAUCAAGGUAGUCCACGACUCAGUAAUAGAUCGCUAGGUAGUCCGGCUAGUCGAAACCCGCAGUCUAAUCGUAACAGUUUUAUCAGCAUGUCUAAUCUUCAAUCCGCAACCAAUAAUUCUACGCGCGAAAGUUUAGCAUCGCAAUUUAGUAACGGCCCGUUACAACCGGCGCAUAGCGCGAGCAAUGUAACAAGAACUAGAAGUAACGAGAGUCGAAACGGUAACGCUCGCUUAUCGUAUCACGAAGGUAGUCGAAAAUAGCUAUUUUCACCGAAUCAGUAUUGUUACUACACUAAAGAAUGUCGUAACUAGCGAUAAUAAUUAUCGAAAAAAAUUCACUAUGUGCAGUAGCUUUUAUUUUUUUUUAAAUAUGGCGGAAGUAUAUCAAGGGAAUAAAAAAAGUGCGGGAAGAAAAAAGCGAGAAAAAAUUAGUAACGAUUGCUCCUUAAAAUUAAUGCGAAAGUAUUUAAAAAUUGUGGGAUUCAUUCAUUUGUAUGAUCUUCUGUUUUCAUGGGAUAUUUAUUUUAAAAAGGGAUUUAAAUCAUACCUUAUACAAGUCACAUUGUUUUUAAAAAUGAAACUUUAUUUUUUAGUUAGUGCUACCUGGUCCAUUUUUGGCGGAGUACUAGAAAAUCCUUAAAGCUUGUUUGAAAUUGACUGGUAAAAUUUUUUUUGCAAUAGAAUAAGUUCUAAUUUUAUUAUUCCGCGCUCUUUACGCGCAUUUUUAUUAUUCCUUUCGGUAGCGUUUUCCGGUAACAUGUACCUGUAACGUUUUCAGCUUGUUUGUGGCGCAAUAAAUAAUUUUUCUAUUCUAAGUUACAAAAACAUGAUUCAUGAACUCUAGAAGCUCCAAAGAGGUGACGUUUCAAACAAAAAAUUAAUUUCACUGCGAAGUCUUCAUUUUAUCUCAUUUAUUCAUUGAUUCUCGGAACCUCAAAAUCCUAUCACAAAUGUUAAUCGCUCUCUCUCCAUCAAAAGCUUGAACUUUUUAGUGUGAUAAAGAGUGUCUUAUUAUAUUUCUGUCUGUUUAAGUUUCCCCCGUAUUGAUAGAUGUUUUUUUUUCGUUUUUGCCAAUCUAAGAAAACUUUUAAAUUUUAUUUCAGUUUUAUCACUAAAUAUGACAACCACGUCCCCAGGGCUUUUUAACGUGAAAAUGGUUUAUCUUUUCUCUUCAUUGCGUUUUAACUUUUUGUAAUAAAACAGUUAUGAUUACUCUUACAACUUAGUGCACAGGCCCAUUUUGUAUGUAACUAUAUAUUAGGGUCAAGUACAAUGUAGUAUUAUUUUGGUAUGUAUAUAUGUUUCUUAAUUUUUUUUGUUUGUUAUAUACCAUGCGCUGAAAUCAAAAUUUCGCAAUAAAAUUUUAUUUUUUAGUAUAAUUGUUGUAUUAAUGAUAAUAUUUUUCCACAUACAUAGAAAAUAAGAUGCGUCUAAUUCUCUUA